Striga asiatica is the source of this 420-nucleotide messenger RNA. Lineage: Eukaryota; Viridiplantae; Streptophyta; Magnoliopsida; Lamiales; Orobanchaceae. The record is from the annotation of a GenBank genome assembly.
AUGUUCGCGGGCUUGAGGUCUCGGUGGAUGAUGGAUUUGGGCUUGGCCUCGUGGAGGAAGACGAGUGCAGAGGCCACCUCGUGGGCGAUUCGAAAGCGGUCGGGCCAUGGGAGUGGGGGAGUGGAGUUCUUCCGGAAGAUUCUGUCCUCGAGGCUGCCGUUUUCCAUGAACUCGUACACGAGGCAGCUGUGUUCGGGGCAGGCGCCGAGGAGGAUUAGAAGGUGCGGGUGGCGGAUCUUGCUCAAGAUCUCCAGCUGUAAAUCGGAGAAAAGAGAGAUCCCAUACGCUCCCAUCCCGAUUUUAAGACUAUCAGAAAAGGAUGACGUGGCGGACACAAUUUCUUUCCACAUUAAUUUCCUCCUCCACACGGCGUUUUUCGAGUUCGCUAAGCUGAGCGAUAACAAGAAAGUGAAAAUAUAA